Durusdinium trenchii is the source of this 2493-nucleotide messenger RNA. Lineage: Eukaryota; Dinophyceae; Suessiales; Symbiodiniaceae. The record is from the annotation of a GenBank genome assembly.
AUGGGUGCGAGACACCCGAAAGGGGAGUACGAUCCCCUGGUGACGGUUGAAGAUGGCCAGGCUGAGCAUGGAGGACCUGGAAGAUCGACGACGACCAGGCAAAGCUGGAUUCGGGUCCAGUUAGAUGCGCCCAAGUCGAUUCCAAGCCGCAUCCUGACAGCGAAUGGAGGCGAACGCAGCGAAGGUCAUUCUUGGCGGCCUCUUUUUAAACUAUUUCUCAUCUGCUUGCUAGCGGCUGGCUCUAUAUGGGCUCUUUGUUGGAAGCUAGAAGUUGGUGUGCUGUCUCUAUUGAAAAAGUGGUGGCUGCCGCUGGUGAUCAUUAUCAGUGUCGGUCUCCUCACUAUUGGAGGAGGAAUGAUCAGUCCAAGAUUCUAUGCCAACCGAUCAUCGAAAGAAGCAUUGUUGAACAGCAUCGGAAAGAUUCAGGUUCUGGUCAAGUUCAUUUUUCCCGUUUUCAUGUUCUACGGCGACUUCAUCAGUGACAUUGGCAUGAUGCAUAGGUUUUGGCUUCAGGAGGACUAUGCAUUUGCCGUCAUGAACGGCCUUGCAAUCCUAGCAGGCUCUAUCUCCUCUGUUGUGCUUGGAGUUCAUGAUUUCUCAGAGGAUAGCCUGUUGCUCACUGUGAUGAUCUUUUUGCAGCUAACGCCUUUAGCUGUGGUUGUGCAAUCGAUUGGCCUCUUCUGUGCGGCUAUUGAUGGCUCCGGGACUGACCCUAGGCACAAGUCCCUAGAUGGCUAUUUACGCGAUCAGGUUUCUUCCCUUCUCGCAAGAGCAACAGCAGGUGAGGCAUUUACAGAGGCACUCCUGAGCAUCUUUGUGCAGACCUACGCCAUUCUGCGUCAAGAUAUCAGCUGGACCCCACUGACGAUUACUUCGAUACUUUUCAGCAUUGGGUCAAUCGUCAAGUCAUUCUCAAACCUGGAUAAGCGCGGGCAUGUCUCCCGUGAAAUAAAAGGCCAAGGGAUAGUGGUGGGCUUAGCGGAAAUGCUAUCUCCUCCCUUCCUUCUCACAGUGGCGUAUCGCUUGGCAGAGGUGAGCAGCCAGAUUCUUUUCUUCCCUUUGUUCCAGCUGAUCGUAGAUGAUGCUCAGAUCUUUGGUCUGAGAUAUAGCGGUGUCCUGCUUUGGGCUGUUGAUUGCCUCGUCCAAGCGGCUUUAGUUUGGCGCUGCACUUGUACUUGGAAGAAGCUGGUGUAUGCCGUGCCCAACACCAUUGGCACCUUCGAACCCAUGUUGCUGGUUGGAAAAGAUGGUGGUGCAGUGCUUUCCACUCCAGCUGCACUGCAUGUGGUGUCCCACUUAGUGGAGCUUGUGCUGGCGACGGUCUUCGUACGUAUCUUCUACACAGAGCGUUUGGACGUCGUUGUGGAGCAGCAGAGCCGAAUUCUUUGGUACUUGGCUGCGUGCAAUGGGGUCAGGUAUGUGCUCUUCUGGGUCCUUAGAACGUUCUGUGCGCACAAAGCCAACUGCUCAACAGUUUUUCCUCUUGAGAUGAUCUUGUCGGAAGAUGCAAUCAGCAUGGCUGAUGAAGCUGACAAGCGUGUGCCAGUCGAAGUUGCAGCAUUGGCAACUUUUAGUUUGAAAGGAACCAACCACCAGAAGAUCUUCAAGAUGCUUGAAAGCGGAGAGCAUGGGCAUGGGUACAUUGCUGGCAAUGUGUGUCACUUGAUUAGCAGGGCUUCCCAGGGUAAAAGGCCCCAGGAGAAAGAAAAACUGGUGCACGAGGGCGCAGGCAGGGCAGUCCUGCUGGCAAUGGAUGCGUACCUGUAUGAAGAGGACGAUUGUCCUGUUCUGAGAGGGUCAUGCCGAGCCGUGUACAACCUUGCAUCAGGAAGCGUCAAUAACAAGAUCUUCUUCUCCCAGGAUGGGCCCUCCAUGCUACUUAAAUGUAUGCAAAAAAAGGACAAGGCUCUUCGAAAGUAUGCAUGCUUUGCAUUGGAAGUCUUGGCAUCGAACGAUUCAAUCCGGGGGAAGUUGGCGAACGAUUUGCUCAGCGAUGAUCUUGUGGAGGCGGUGCUAAGCAACCUGUCUGAAGGUCGCAACCGCAAAGAUGCUCUUCUCCAAACCGCAGCCUGUGGAUUGAUUGCCAAGCUUGCUGCCCAUGACCAGCUUCGGCAGAGGUUUCUGAACCGAAAUCCUCCUUGCACUGAAGAAGUUCUUACGAGCAUGCGCGAGCAUCCCAAUGACGCGGACGUCCAGCGCAACGCCUGCUUUGCACUUCGCUGCCUGGUGCCGUGCUGCGACCGUGACCGCUCAGCUCACAACCAGCUCCUGUCCAUGGGUGUGCGAGACCAGAUUAGACAGGCCAUGGACCACCACGCCAGUCAGCCUUCCUUCCAAUACGAAGCAUGGAGCCUCUUGCGAACUUUGGAUGGCAAGAAUCGCCUUGGGCUCGCCGGGGCCCCCUCCGGCGAACUCGAAGGGCGGGGACGAUUGUCGACAUCGUCAGCAGAUCUAUGGCCCUUGCAGCCCUUGACGUCAAGAGGGGUGGCAUGA